AUGCAUAUUAGACGCAUCGCGGCGCGUAAUCAUCAGUUCAUCGUCUACUCCUCGCGUAUUAGUAGUAUUAAACAACGUAGUAGUAGUAGUAAUUUUAUCAACAACUACAACAAAAGAAGAGCAUUGCACGACAACAUAAAAAUGGGAUCCGGAGGUGAAGGUUUUACGAACGAAAUCGAAAAGAAGGCGAAAAUGAUGAGCGCAGAAGACGAAACGUUAUUUGAAAAUAAGCUGAGAGUAAAGAAGCUUUCCGAGCACGCGACGGUUCCCGUCAGAGGUUCAGACGGAGCGGCUGGGUACGAUUUAUCCGCCGCGUACGAUUGCGUCGUCAAAGCGAAAUCGAAAGAGCUCGUCAAGACGGACUUGUCCAUCGCGAUUCCGAAGAACACGUACGCUCGAAUCGCUCCGAGAAGUGGUUUGGCGUAUAAAAAAUUCAUCGACGUCUUAGCCGGCGUGGUGGAUUACGAUUACCGCGGGAACGUCGGCGUUAUUUUGGCCAACUUUGGAGACGAGGAUUUUGAGGUGAAGAAAGGCGACCGAAUCGCACAAAUGAUCUUGGAGAGGAUCACUACGCCGGAGUGCGUGGAAGUCGAAGACUUGGAAGCGACGGAGCGCGGCGCCGGCGGUUUCGGUUCCACCGGAGUGAGCAAGUAA
Bathycoccus prasinos is the source of this 654-nucleotide messenger RNA. Its product is annotated as dUTP pyrophosphatase, putative. Lineage: Eukaryota; Viridiplantae; Chlorophyta; Mamiellophyceae; Mamiellales; Bathycoccaceae. The transcript has a single exon. The record is from RefSeq and is a predicted model, not a curated record. Gene Ontology annotation, molecular function: dUTP diphosphatase activity; magnesium ion binding. The coding region runs from base 1 to 654 and encodes 217 amino acids. Gene Ontology annotation, biological process: dUMP biosynthetic process; dUTP catabolic process.